AUGCGGUCGUUGGAUUUGGAGGCCAUGCAUGCACCGGAGUUUCCUCAAUAUGUAAAUGCAGCAGAGCUUCCCCUUCUGCCGGAUGGUGAAUUUACUGUGGGAAUGGAAUUCAGUUCUAGGGAGGCAGUAAUUAAGUUGAUGAAAGAUUAUACAAUCCGCAGAGGUGUAGAUUAUCGAGUGCAUGAGUCAGAACCCACGACAUUCUAUGCUAAAUGCACCCAGUAUGGUGCAGGAUGUGAUUGGCUGAUCAGGGUGAGCAAGAUGUCCAGAAAGUUCUGUUGGGAGAUAAGGAGGUACAAUGGUAGUCACACCUGUACUAGGGCCACCAUUUCUCAAAAUCAUUCGAAGCUGGAUUCCAACACAGUUGCAAAAGCAAUAAAGCCAUUGGUAGAAGUUGACCCAUCUAUAAGGGUGAAAUCAGUGAUUGCGGAAGUACAGUCAAAGUUUAACUACACCAUUAGUUAUCGCAAAGCAUGGUUGGCAAAACAAAAGGCAGUGGAGUCAAUUUUCAGAGGAUGGGAAGCUUCGUAUGAAGCCUUGCCGAUAUGGUUUGAGGCCAUGUGUCACAAGGAGCCAUCCGCAGUUGUUCAUUUUCAAACAAUGCCUGCGUAUCAGGGAGAUGACUUGGUUCCUAAUAUUCGUGAUGGCAACAACAAUAUCGUGCCGAUUGCAUUUGCGAUAGUUGAGGGAGAGACAUCUGAGGCCUGGCACUUUUUCCUGAGUAACUUGCGACAGCAUGUUGUGACACGUGACGGUGUGGGCCUUAUAUCCGAUCGGCACGAUUCCACUAGGUCUGCUAUUGAUCGUAGUAACGGAGCUUGGUCUCCUCCCAGAGCAUUCCAUAUGUUCUGCAUCAGACAUAUAGAGUCCAACUUUUUGAGAAAAUUCAAGGCUCUGUAUCUGCAAAAGCUUAUCGUCAACAUAGGUUACUCGCGAACAAUUCGUGAGUACGAGACGCGUUAUCAGCGUUUACCUGAGCGAGGUGAGGCUUAUACCAACUGGUUGGAUCGAAUACCGCGUGAGCAUUAUGCUUUAGCAUUUGAUGGGGGAUAUUGA
This is a messenger RNA of Arachis duranensis, 1056 nucleotides long. RefSeq lists its product as uncharacterized. NCBI's taxonomy places the organism in Eukaryota, Viridiplantae, Streptophyta, Magnoliopsida, Fabales, Fabaceae. The record is from RefSeq and is a predicted model, not a curated record. The transcript is spliced from 4 exons. The coding region runs from base 1 to 1056 and encodes 351 amino acids.